Cottoperca gobio is the source of this 4169-nucleotide messenger RNA. RefSeq names its product DiGeorge syndrome critical region gene 2 (gene dgcr2). Gene Ontology annotation, molecular function: protein binding. NCBI's taxonomy places the organism in Eukaryota, Metazoa, Chordata, Actinopteri, Perciformes, Bovichtidae. The record is from RefSeq and is a predicted model, not a curated record. The transcript is spliced from 11 exons. Gene Ontology annotation, cellular component: membrane. Bases 337 to 1944 code for a protein of 535 amino acids.
UGGUGUUAGAAUAUUUAGGAUUGUUGUGAUGAGAGGCCGCGGCCAUCUUGGAUCCGCGCCGCUCCACACCGAGCAGCAGGAGAGGACGGACGACGUUAACGGUUGAGCCAGUUAGCUAACGUUAGCAGCUCGGCGAGAUUAACCACCAUUUGUGCGGUGCAACUAUGCUUUAUUUACGUUAUUUGUAUCCGUUUGCUGCUACUUUGAGUGCAUAAAAAUGAGAAUUAGCAGCGUUAAACGUUUAACGUGUUAACUCGGGAGAGGGCGGCGGCGGUGCAGAUCCUCGGUAUAUGUUUUAAAUUUCUGGAUAGAGGAGUUACUAUGAAUGGAGGAUAAAUGUUGCCAAAGGCUGACAGCAGCAGUUUCGUCCUCUUCUCUCUUCUCUUCGUCCUUACAUUAACGGACCCACCACGGACAGGUCCGCGGCUAGCUCUGGCAAGAUUAUUGUCAGAGCAGCGCUGCAGCCCUGGGCAGUUUGCCUGCCGCAGUGGAAAGAUGCAGUGUAUCCCAAUGUCCUGGCAGUGUGACGGCUGGACAGCAUGUGAGGACAAGAGUGACGAGAUGGACUGUCCCCCUAUAAAGGAGGAGAGGUUUCGUUUUGGUAACGGAUAUGAUCAGGUAGAAGACGUCAUCGGUGUGGCUCAGCCUGUGCGCUUCAACAAGAAAUGCCCCAGCGGGUGGCACCACUACGAGAAGACGGCCAGCUGUUACAAAGUGUACCUGAGGAACGAGAACUACUGGCAGGCGGUGGAUACGUGUCAGAAAGUCAACGGAUCAUUGGCUACUUUCGUCACCAACGAGGAGCUGCAGUUCAUACUGAAGAUCGAGGUGGAUUUUGACGACAAAGUCUGUGAGCGCAGGGACCAGUGCAAGUUUUGGGUGGGCUACCAAUAUGUGAUCACCAAUCAGAACCACUCCCUGGAGGGCCGCUGGGAGGUCGCAUACAAAGGGUCGAUGCAGGUGUUUCUGCCACCUGAGGGUCUGACUAAUUUCGGAGAGGCGUCUCCCACCCAGGACAACGUCUUCUGUGCUCAGCUGCAGCGCUUUCAGAUCAAAAGCAUGAAUGAACGAGGCCUGCACAGCUGGCAUGCUGAGAACUGCUACAAGAAGUUCCCCUUCCUCUGCAAGAGGAGGCAAACGUGUGUGGAUAUAAAAGACAACGUUGUAAACGAGGGCUACUACUUCACCCCUAAGGGGGACGACCCGUGUCUGAGCUGCACGUGUCAUGACGGCGAGCCUGAGAUGUGUGUGGCCGCGCUGUGUGAGCGCCCGCAGGGCUGCCAGCACUUCCGCAAGGAUCCCAAAGAGUGCUGCAAGUUCACCUGCCUGGACCCAGAUGGAAACAGUCUGUUUGACUCGAUGGCCAGCGGGAUGAGACUGAUCGUCAGCUGCAUCUCGUCCUUCCUCAUCCUCUCUCUGCUGCUCUUCAUGGUGCACAGACUCCGUCAGCGGAGACGCGAACGCAUCGAAACUCUGAUUGGAGGAAACUUGCACCACUUUAACCUUGGGAGACGAGUCCCAGGCUUUGACUACGGCCCGGAUGCCUUUGGUACCGGCCUCACUCCCCUGCAUCUGUCUGAUGAUGGAGAGGGAGGCGCUUUCCAUUUCCAAGAGCCUCCUCCGCCGUAUGCAGCCUACAAAUACCCCGACAUCCACCACCCCGACGACCCCCCUCCUCCGUACGAAGCCUCCAUUAACCCCGACAGCCUCCUCUACGUGGACCUUGGACACGGCGGGGUUUCCAUGGUACCGAGCCUGAUGAACGCCAUGGGAAACGGGCUCCAGUCCGAUGUUCCCAACACCUCUGGUCCUGUGCCAGACUCUGUACCGUCCUCUCAGGAGAGGGAGGACUCCAUAGAUAGCAGCACCCUCCUGGUGGGGCCAGAAACCCCGACAGAUGGCCACGCCCCCGCUUCUGUCUCCUCCCUCAGCACCAUCGUAUAGGACUCUGGACGGACGGCAGGGAGCUGCAUCCGGACAUUUCCUGCUGGUUGAGGAAGGUCAUGAGUGCGUUCUUCCCCGGGAGAGGACGCAGCGGACUGUCGUGUCAUUUAUUUUUAAAUGCUGACCGCAGGGAGGAGAGUUAAAGUUUGUACAGACAUGUCUGAAGCAGCACAUUUCUUUGAGGUGCGAGGAUGCCCUCGUUCUGAAGACUCGUCUGCAGUUCGCCUUCAGAGUGUUGUUUUUUUGUUUUUUUUACGUUAACAUCUGAGGGAGCAGAAAGGACUGUUUCUGUACAGAGAAGAAAAAAACAUUGAGGCGGCACUUUUACGUUUAACAUCGACUGAGCGAAGCUUUUGAAACAUCUCAGAGUUGGCCUGAUUGGUCAAGAAGCCAUGAUGUAAAUACCCCUUCAGGUCUGUGCCGGUCAAAUUUGUUAUACUUGUGUAUCACAGUCCAGCACAAGGUCAAGAGUGACAGACGGACAGUGAAGCCAGCUAAUGUUCGUGUGCGUUUUAGUUUGCAUCUUACUGUUGUUCAAACGGACAUAUUUGUGUUGAUCUGUCGGUCUCCAGGCUACAAUAAUGUUCUCAUCAGCCCCGUCUGUCACGGCAUGUCCCAGAUCUUGAUUUCUACUCGCUCCAUAAGAAUCUACGGUCUCCUCACUUUCUUAUUAGUCUGAUACAUGAAGCUGUCUUCCAGGUUUAUAGCACAUAUUUGCUGCAAAAGUUUUGUAAUUAAGAGGUUUAACCUGGCAAGAAAGUACAGUUAGUUUCCUGCUAUAGGGGUUUAUAUUAGGUGAUGUUGACACAAGGCAUUAUGUAUCAAGGAAUGUUGUGGUACUGAUAAAUAUGAGUUAGUUAUUGUGUUCUUUUUGAUGAUAACUUAUGACUGCAGGCUGUAAUCUUGAUUGUUUUAUUGUGGGAUAGACGCAGUCUGAGCCCCCCCCCCCCCCCCCCCCCAACUGAUCAGCGAGCGAGAGCGAUGAAGCUGUUCAAGUGUACGUGUGAAGAUUAGGGAUGAUGUCCCAGCAUCAAAUUUAUUCAAGAUAACUGUUCCAAUCAUGAAGUGGUUUAAUCAUGCAGAUGGUCCCAUUGUAUUUACUUUAUCAUCAACUCUUCGCAGCAUAGUUGUGUACUUGCUAACUGAACCAUGUGAUUCAAAGCUCAAUGUUUUGCACGCUCAACCCUCAAAUUUAAUCAGGGCUUUUGUUUUUUGCAAAGAAAUGUGUUAGUUGUCACAUUUGGAUGCUGCCCCUCCAUUCCUGAUGUGUUUUGUUUGUGUGGGUCUUCACGCGAUACAACUGAUGCUGAGGUUGUUUUCAGCUACUGAUGAAGAUCCGUAGCUGCGAGUCUUUUUCUGUUUGGUGUUGAUGGGUCUGUUGACGUCCUUGUUCCUCAGUGGGAACGCAGUUUAAAAAAAACAAAAAAAACAACAACAAAAAAAGAAUUGUAAUAAAAAGAAAAGUGUAAACUUGUACAUUUGGAACUUGUUAGAAACCUUUUUGACGACAAUCGUUUGAUUCACUCAAGGAUGAAUUUCAGAAAGCCUGAAGUUAGAUCAGAGUCGACGCACAACCACCAGCAUUCAAACCGCAUUUGAUCUGCCUCGAGAAAAGAAACCAGCUGUAAAUGUGUCUGAAUGACUGUCUGUGUGUCAUGUUUGAAUGUAUGUAUAAAACUUUAUUUGUUCCCCAUUUUUAUUUUGACACAUUUGUCAUUGACACAGCAGAUUAUCCAACUAACAAAAUCUCCAUAAAUUGUGGGAAAAAGUUGCGUCUGCAUGUGUGUGUGAAUAUGAGAAGUUUGUUUUUUCUCCCAUCAAGUUUGAUUGUUUUUAUUUUUCAACCUGCUUUUUUUUUUUUUUUUUUAAACUGCGGUGCAUGUUUUUAAUCAUUUGGCAUGCUGAGAGAUUUUUCUUUUGAUGGAAACAUUUUUUAUCUCUGUCUGUCCUGUACAGUAGGUUCAAAGACUCCUGCAUAUAGUUUAACAUGUGCAUCAAAAAACCUGCCCAUGACCCAAACGGCUGCAUUUACACUCGUUUUCUCAUUUGAUUGGAUUUAAAAUGUUUUAUGUAUAAUACAACAAAUGCUACAUUUCAUUGACUUUUUAUUUUAUAGCCUUUUACAUUUUUAAAAAUGCUUCAUUUGCAGGGGGGAGGCUUGUGUUUUUAAAUGAGGAAGAUGUACAUCUAAUCAAAUGCCAAAUAAAUUGCACCAUGAAGGACGA